Nothobranchius furzeri (turquoise killifish) is the source of this 2649-nucleotide messenger RNA. RefSeq names its product coiled-coil domain containing 175 (gene ccdc175). Lineage: Eukaryota; Metazoa; Chordata; Actinopteri; Cyprinodontiformes; Nothobranchiidae. The record is from RefSeq and is a predicted model, not a curated record.
UUCUGGUUUGUAUUCGUGUUUGAAACACAUAAUUUGCUCAACAUAAUUCGAUUUUUACUGCGGUUUCGUGCUUUCAUCGUCGUAUUGUAUUUACGUAUUGUUUCGUUGCUAGCUAGCGCUUAUUAAAAUGAUCUUCAUGACUUGCCGUCGAGCGCUCCGUUGCGGGGCAACUGUUGCUUCAGAAACACCUUUCCUUAAACUAACAAUCGAAGCAUUUGUCUGAAGUUCGUCGGCUUCUUGUAGUCCAGAAAGACUACUUUAAGACCGGACCCGCUCGUAGAACCAUGGCCUUUUGCUCGGUCCCGGACUUCCCGGCUGUUCUGCUGGCUCUGGAGGGUUUAAACGACCUGAACAAGCAGCUAAAAGACGACGGGGUCCAGUUCGCACCGGAAGCUAGCAUCCAUCUGGCCGCCAUAACCGCUUCCAUCACGAAGCUGGAGGCCAACAGGCGCAUCGCUCAUGACCAGCUGGAGGUGGAAACCAUUGAAACUAGCAAGCUGAGACACCAAAUUAAAAACAUGUCCGAUCGUGUGAGAAAUGAAAUAUUGGCAGAUGUAGCCGCAGCCCGGGCCUCAAAUGGUGAGAAGAUGGAGCAGCUGCGCAAAGACCUCCACACGGCCUCUCAGCACAGAGAAGAGACUGUUGGAAAGCUGCAGGGACUUUUAAACCAAAACAAAACACUUCAUUCAGAGCAAGAGCAGGUGAAAGCUGAGCACAAGGCUGCCAUUGCUACCCUGAAUGACCAAGUUGAUCUCAAAUACAGCUUGCAGAAGAAGCUGGAUCAGACGCUGCAGCGAACUGAAGCGCUGGAAUACUCCAUCUCUGCCAUCAGAGAGAAAAAAGCAUCUCUCCAGCAAAGCAUGAUGUUACAUAGAGAGGCUUGCUCAGAGGAAAAACACACCCUGUCGAGAGAAAUAAACGAGAUGGUGGAGAAAAUUAAGCAGCAAGAGAAUGUUGUUUCAAAAAGACAUCAGGAAUUAGACGUAAUUAAUGACAAGAAAGAAAAAGCUCUCUGCCAUCUAGGUGAACUCGGCACCAGGAGGUCCAAAGUGGAGAGAAGUCUUCAAAAAUUGACCUCAUCUCGUUGCCAGUUGGAGCAACAGUUAGAUGAAGAAACCAACAGGAACCAGGAGCUGAGGCAGCAGAUAGAAAUGCAGAAGAAGGAGUUCCAUGAGUCGCAGAAUACCUUUAGCCUCACACUCCAAAGCCUUAAAGAGCAAAUCGCAGUGAUCAGCGCUAAAAUAGAAAACGGUCGAGCUUCAGGACCAGUCCUUAAAAACACCUUGUCUCAGGUUCAAGAGAUAUUCAGACGUCAGCACAACAAAGAAAAUGAAGCUCAGGCAAAUUAUCUCUCUGUUUCCCAGCAGCUGGAACAGUCCAAGCUGAGGCUGGAGGAGUGCAUCGCCUCUGUAAACAUUUACAACUAUGAGAUCAUGAUGAUGGAGAAGCAGAUUAGUAAGCUCCAGGAACAGGAAAACGUCACCAGGUGCGUGUUUGAGAGGAAGCAUGGAGAUAUAUGCAGCGAUCUGAAGGCUGUGAAGGAUGCCAUCAGUCAGUGUGAAGAAGAAAAGAGAAAUCUUGCACAGCUCCUAGAGGAGACCAAGAGCAUACAGGAGGAGCACAUGGAGAAUAUGAUGUCUGAAAUCAGUAAUACCAGGAGGAGGUACGAGGAGCUGCAGCAGGAGGAAGCUACACUUCUGCAGCUGCAGCCCAAAUGUGCAGAUCCUGACUUGCUGAUGAGCUACGUGACUCAAACUGAGAUGGAAUACAGAGAAAUGGAGAACACAUUCCAGCAGGAGAUGCAACAGAUUACUGCAAAGACAGAGCACUUCUACAGGAGCACAGAAGAGAAGCAGAAGGAGCUGGAAGAGAAACAGGAGGUGUUGAAGGAGUUGGAGGUUAAGUGGAAUGAAGAGAAAAACAGGCACGAGGGGCUGAGUGACCUGCUCAGAGACCUGAACAGGAAGAGGGCUGAGCUGGAGCUGCUGAUCCAGGACACGAAGAACCAAAUCAGCGUUCUGCUGCAACCCAGAGAGGUCCUGAAGGCCCAGCUGGAGAAGGAGCAGAAGUCCUUCACUGACACGCUAUGUAAAUACAGCUCAGACCUGAGAACUGUGGAGGUGAGCAUCUAUAAUAACCACUCUGUCCUCCAGAAGGUCGAAGAGGAGAAGAGCCGAAUGGACCUCCGCAUCAGAGAGAUGAUGGAGGACAUCAGCGUGUACCAGCAGGAGAAAGAACGGUAUCAGCAAGAGGUUCAGGAACUCGAAGACAAAAUAAAAUGCACUCUGGGAAGUUUGGAGAAGAUGUGGAAAGAAGAUCUGUCAGUAGCUCUGGAGUGGGAGAGCAAAGAUGAGGUUUUGUUUGUGUCCAUCAACUCUUUGUUGGACCAGCUAAAAACUAGGGAACAUCACCUGAUGGAUGUCAACACACUCGUACACCUGCAGAUGAUGAACUUUAGCAAAAGACUGGGAGAUAAAGCAGCGGCGAAACAGCAAAACUAUCAAAAAAUCAUGACUUACAAUCUCUGUUCUAAGAAGAAAGUCAAUAAUCAGAGUUCCAACUAAAAAAAAAACACAGGAACAGGAAAUUGUGUUCUGUUUUAUCUGUUGUUGUUGUUUUUUUUUUGUCAUUAAAGAAAAUCCAAACUGA